Messenger RNA from Ziziphus jujuba (common jujube), 2153 nucleotides. RefSeq lists its product as uncharacterized. The record is from RefSeq and is a predicted model, not a curated record. Bases 269 to 1816 code for a protein of 515 amino acids. Gene Ontology annotation, molecular function: catalytic activity. Lineage: Eukaryota; Viridiplantae; Streptophyta; Magnoliopsida; Rosales; Rhamnaceae. The transcript is spliced from 8 exons.
UCCUGAAUACCUCCGUCCAGUGCCAAAGAAUUCCUCGGUAGGUCCUAUAAAAGUUUGUCCAUUUUGGGCCAUUUCAAGCGCAGAUUCUAAAGGCCCAACAAGAUGAGAGAGAAAAAGGGAUAAGGAAAAUGUUGCAACGUAAAGGAAAUCAGCGGCAAAACUUGUAUUGGGAUAUUCUUCCAGGUUUGACUUUCUCCUUUUCUUCUUCGCCCCCCCCUGGAAUUCACACACUCACUCUCACUGUGAGUGUGGGAUUUAGUGGAGGAAGAUGGAAGCGAAUUACAGAAGAAGAAGCAUAGCUAUUAUUGCUGUCUUUGUAUUAGUUAGUUUUCGUUUUUCUCUCGUUGUCACUGAUACUUCACGCCAAUGCAAAGCUUGGCUCGUCCUGUCCAUCCCUACAGAUAUGCCCCACCUCCGUCCCGUCUCUGGCGUUCUUGCUACCGCGGACGUUUUCCAGUGGUUGGCUGGGAAUUCUUCCCGGAGGCUGGACAUAAUAGCACAGUACUGGCAGCUGAGAGCGCAUCCUGAAGAUCCUCGUUCAGGGGAUUAUGGAUACUCGAAACGCGAUAUGAAGAAAUUUGGUGCUCAGGAAGGCUCAAAAGUUUACAAGUCUAUAGAGAAUGCUGCUGACCGCAAUGUUAGUAUCAGAUUGCUGUCACACUCAGGAGUAUAUCCUGACUAUACUAGAGAACCAUCCAACCUUGCUUCAGGAAGGCCAAAUGUAAAGAAUGUGACUUUGUUGCUUGGAGAUUGGUGGGGGUCAGGCAUAGUCCAUACAAAAGUAUGGAUAUCAAAUCGCCAAGAUGUAUAUAUUGGAUCUGCAAACAAUGACUGGAAAUCUCUUACUCAGGUGAAAGAACUUGGAAUCUAUCUUGUUGGUUGUCCAAAAAUAGCAAGAAAGGUUGAAGCCUACUUUAACAACUUAUGGACGCUAGCAUCUCUUAAUUCUUCUGAGUAUACAAACACUGUUUCAGAUCAACAAUGGCAGAUUGAAAGAAAAGUUCCCUGCUGGUCACGAUUCAUUGAUACUGAUUUGAGGUGUAGGUCACCUAUUCCUCGAUUUGAGGAUAUUCCCUAUGUAUUAGGAUAUCCUAUACUGGCAAGCCCUAAAGUUUUUAAAUUGCCAAUCAAGACUCCUGGCCGUGAUUAUCCAGCUUUGGAGCCUCAAGUCAGCUAUCUCUCUUUCGCUCCUCCAGAGCUUUCAUUUGGCAGAUACCAGCCUGAUGAACAAGCAUGGUUGGAUACUAUUAAAUCUGUUGGAUACGGAUCAAGUUUAAGGAUAAGUACCAUGGACUGGCUUGGUCAGUCCCAAUAUACGAAGGAAACAGUUUACUGGUCAUCCCUUUCCUCUGCAAUAUCGGAGGUUGUGUUUGGAAAACAUGCAAAAGUGAAGAUAUUGGUAGCAUACUGGACACAUUUUAUCAACAACACAGAUCAGUAUCUGAAGUCUCUUCUCUACACAAAUGUUCUCUGCUCGUCGUCCAAGUACAAGAAAUGUUCUGGUAAAGUAGAGAUAAAGUACUACAUGGUUCCAGGUUACAACAUGACAGGACCCGCAAAGCACCAUAAAGCUAAGACUGGAAAUAUCUACCCGGGUUUUACCAGGGUCAACCAUGGAAAGUACGCAGUGAGUGAUGUCCGAGCCAAUAUUGGGACAAGCAAUCUUAUAUGGGAUUACUUUUAUGCAACAGCAGGGGUGAGCUUUGGUACAUAUAAUCCUGCCAUUGUUUCGCAACUUCAAGAAAUCUUCGAUGCUGAUUGGAAUUCUCCCUAUGCUGUGCCUGUGGAAGAGUUGGGUCGUUCUUGUACAAGUUAAUGACAACUUGUAAACUUGUUAAAGAGUCUCGAGACUGCAAAAGCUCCAUUUCAGAGGACCAAAUGAGCUGAAGAUAUGGAGUUUGAGUAGAUGAACUUGAAAACUCUUUUCUCUUGAUAACUUUGAUAGUCAGAAGAUAAGAAGUCAGAUCUCUUUAUUACCAUUAAAUUAUUAUAUCUGAAUAUAUCAAAGCAGAUAUGUAAAACAGAAAUGCCGUAUUAUUAUUUUUUUUCCCACCUUUUUAAAGUUCUUUAUUAUUGUUAUUUUCCCCACUUAUUAUUAUUAUUAACGUUCUUCUUUAAAAGCUACGUCUAUUCGCAUUCUAUUAUUUCUUUUA